This is a messenger RNA of Sclerotinia sclerotiorum 1980 UF-70, 1440 nucleotides long. RefSeq lists its product as hypothetical. The transcript has 4 exons. Gene Ontology annotation, molecular function: glycosyltransferase activity. Bases 1 to 1440 code for a protein of 479 amino acids. NCBI's taxonomy places the organism in Eukaryota, Fungi, Ascomycota, Leotiomycetes, Helotiales, Sclerotiniaceae. The record is from RefSeq and is a predicted model, not a curated record.
AUGUCACAUCGAGCACCGCUUGAUCUACCAGAUUUUCUUCAGAAUUCACCAUAUUUACCAAUCAUCAAUUUCGAUAUCGAUGAACCACCACCAUCUAAAGUAGCCAAACCAAGUAUUGCACAAAUUCUUCGGUCGAGACCUGUACGAACAGCGAUACCUAUUUUCAUUUGUGGACUCUUCAUACUUUUUCUUCUUCCACGUGGAACACGAAAAGCGAAGGAACUGAACGUUCAGUAUAAAACUCCUGCAUGUCUAAAGCAAGCUCCUGUUGUUGUAGAACCCUUAACUGGCGAGGAGACGGGUAUCCAGUGGGAUAAAUACGCAUAUAUUACGUAUGCAACGUCGAAGGAUCAUUUAUGUAAUGCAUUAAUGUUAUUCGAGUCGUUGCAAAGAUUACAGAGUAAAGCUGAAAGGGUACUGUUGUAUCCGCAAUUAUGGAAGGAUGCAUGGGUUGAAGAUGUCCAUGGAACGGAUAUGGAAAUUAUUUCUAAGAUGUUGAUUCAAGCGAGAGAUAAAUAUAAAGUAAAAUUGGAAAACGUGGAAAUUUUGCAGCAUAGGCAUGCUACAGCUGAUGAAUGGGCGGAGAGUUAUACUAAACUCAUAGCAUUCAACCAAACCUCAUACGAGAAACUUCUCGUCCUGGAUUCUGAUUCUACUAUACGUCAUCCCAUGGACGAAUUAUUUGUAGCUCCAAUGUCAAACUCAACACAAAUCCUCGCUCCGAGAGCAUAUUGGUUAGAUGCCCAAGGUAUCCCACAACUCGCAUCCCACAUAAUGCUCAUCAAACCCUCAACAAGCGCAUUUGAACGACUGCAAGUAGAAUUCAAAAAAGCGGGUUUAGGUACCUACGACAUGGAUAUUAUCAACUCCGCCUUCACCGAACAGAAAGAUUCUUGCGGAUUACUAGAUCAUCAAAUAUAUGCACUCCUCACAGGAGAAUUCCGCAGACCUAUCACGAAGCAUAGUGGGUUUUGGGGAAAAGGUCAUGAGAUGGAUAUAUGGGAUCCAGAGAGUGUAUUUAAAAAGUCGAAAUUCGUGCAUUUUAGUGAUUGGCCCAUGAGGAAACCGUGGAAAUUGAAUAAUUUGGAAUGGACGGUUUGGGCUCCAAAAUGUGUUCCUGUGGAGGAGGGAGAUGAUUGUAGAGCUAGGGAUAUUUGGGAUGGGUUGUAUAAAGAUUUUAGGGAGAGGAGAAUAAUGUUGGAUAUAGAAAGAAUUCGGCGUUCAAUAAGCCUUAAUUAUUGGGAUACCCUUAACCCUGAAACCUUCACGACAUAUCAACCCGUUCUACACUCGAUAAGUCUAUCAACCGCGUCCGCCACGUCCGCCAUGAUCGCCACGACCACGAUAGCCGUCAUUCUUACAUCCACCACGAGCUUUGCCAACCCCCUGGCGAUUAGUGCCACGACUAUAGGACUCAAAAUCUACAAGCUAUAUGCCUAG